AUGCUCUUCAGACACAGCUCGUGCACCUGCGGCAACACACACAAGCACGCACCGACCGGUCAGCGCGCUCCGGCGCGCACGCGGCACGUGCGAGCAGCAGGGCGAUGUCGGCGGCGCACGCACCAGCUGCAGAAUGCGCGUCAUGACGGUGGUCUUGCGGACGGUGCUGAGGCUCGCAAAGGCGCGCUGAGACUUGGAGUCGCGCAGGACGAUCCGGUCCAGCUCCGGGACGUACAUCUGGUUGCCCUUGGUGCGCGAGGGCACGUCGUACGCGAACCCCUCCCCCGCGAGCACCGACCGCGCGCACUGGUACAGCGUCGCCUCGAUCUCGUCAAUCACCUCCGACGGGGCCUUGUCGAUCACCUCGCGCAGGUCCUCCUCCAGACCCAGCUCCUCCAGGGUCUUGCCGUCGUCCACCGCCGCCCGCAUCUGCGCCGACCCGGCGCACGGGGCAGCGCGGCAACCAUCUUCAGGACAUGGCGGGCGCAGCGGCGUGCGCACGGCCCCGGGCAUCAUGCACGCGAAGAGGCGGCAUCAAGGUCGUCUCGCUCGCACCUCGCUCACGAGCCUCUCGACACCUUUCAGGACGUCGCUGGGGGCCUUCACUUUGGCCUUCAUAGCCGCGAUGGCCGCAUCCUCCUUCCUCGCCCGCUUCUUCGCCGGCGGGCGCCCUGA
Messenger RNA from Pedinophyceae sp. YPF-701, 675 nucleotides. The record is from the annotation of a GenBank genome assembly. Lineage: Eukaryota; Viridiplantae; Chlorophyta; Pedinophyceae.